Hippopotamus amphibius kiboko is the source of this 3236-nucleotide messenger RNA. It is a transcript of the gene ZNF565, whose product is annotated as zinc finger protein 565. Gene Ontology annotation, molecular function: RNA polymerase II cis-regulatory region sequence-specific DNA binding; DNA-binding transcription factor activity. NCBI's taxonomy places the organism in Eukaryota, Metazoa, Chordata, Mammalia, Artiodactyla, Hippopotamidae. The coding region runs from base 1229 to 2728 and encodes 499 amino acids. The record is from RefSeq and is a predicted model, not a curated record. The transcript has 5 exons. Gene Ontology annotation, biological process: regulation of transcription by RNA polymerase II.
UCAUUGGGCUUCCAGUGAAACCCAAUUCUCUUUUUUUCCUUCUAUUCCACUGGCGUCUCCUUUUCAGACUCCUUUCUUUUUUCCUUUUCAUCUCCCUGUUCUCUACCUGUUGGAGCCCCCUAGGCUCAGGUCUUGGACCGUUUUUUCUUCCUUAUCUUUAAUCACUCUACAGGCAAUCUUACCUAGUAUAAGAGCUUUAAAUAUCAACUGAACAUCAGUAACUUCCAAUUUUUAUUCCUACAUUUGGACUUUCUCUGAACUCCAGGAUCAGAUGUCUAAUGGACAUCUGGCAUUUCCACUUAGACGUAUAAUAAUCAUCUCAAGUAUUAAGGUAAAACAGAACUCAUAAUUGGUCCAUCCAAACCCACUCCUCUCACAGUCCAUUGUGUUAAAAAAAAGUCAACUUCAUAUUUCUAGUUGCUCAAGCCAAAACCUUAGCAUCAUCUUGGCCUCUUUUUUUUUUCUUUCAUACCUAAAAUCAGCAAAUCCUAUCAGCCCUUCCUACAGAGAAUAUCUAAAAUCUGAUCAGUUCUCGUCAUCUCCCCCAUGACUACACCACCCAAAUGCAAACCCCUCACCCCUUGCCAGGAUUUCUGCAGUAACCUCACUGGUCCCCCUGCUUCCCCCUCCUUGUCCUUAGUGCAUUUUCCAUGAGUGAUCCUUUUAAAUGUAAAUCAGAUUAUGCUGUUCCUUGGCUUGAAGUGUUUCAGUGGCUUCCUGUCUUACUCAAGAGUAAAAACCAAAGUUCGAUGGCCCACAAGCCCCGUGUGAUCCAGCUUCCAUCUGCCUCUCUGGCCCUCUGUUUCUCACCCUGUUCCAGCCACUCUGGUCUCCCUCCUCUUUGUUGUCAAAGCCUGCUCUUGCCUUGAGGCCUUUGUAUUUGUUGGUCGCUCUGCUAGGACUGUGCUUCCCCUAGACAUCUGUGUCAACGUGUUGGCUUCCCUGUGAAAAGCUUUCUCAGACCACCCUUCAUCCCCCCAACUCCCUAUCUCCUUAAUCUUUUUAUUUUCCUCCAUAGAACUUUGGCCACUUUACAUAUAAAUAGGAAUAUCAAUGUCAGUAUAUCAAUAUUUGUUAUUGUCUCUUUCCAUUAGAACAUGAGAUCCACUGGGACAGGGGCUGGAUUUGGUAUCUUCCUUAAAUAUAGAACCAUGCCAACUGAGGACUCUGCACUUGUUCAGGAGAAGAAUCUAAAGAAAUCCAAGCAGGACAGGUAGUUCUAAAAGCCAUGACCCAGGGAUUGGUGACAUUUAGGGAUGUGGCCAUAGAGUUCUCUCAGGAAGAAUGGAAGUGCCUGGAACCUACCCAGAGGGACUUGUACAAGGAUGUGACUUUGGAGAACUUUGGUAACUUGGUCUCACUAGGACUUUCCAUUUCUAAGCCAGAUGUCAUCUCAUUAUUGGAGCAAGGGAAAGAACCCUGGAUGGUUGCAAAUGAUAUGACAGGACCAUGGUGUCCAGACUUGGAGUCCAGUUGUGAGAAAUUUCUACAGAAAGAUAUCUUUGAAGCAGAGUCAUUCAGUUGGGAGCUGAUGGAAGGCCUUAAAUGCUGUGAUUUUGAGGGCUCCAGUUUUAGAGAUGACUGGGCAUACAGAGGCCAGUUUGAAAAACAAGUAAAUCAUGAGUGCUAUUUCAAGCAAGUGAAAAUCACCUAUGGAAACAUGCCCACAUUUGAGCAUCAUACAUCCCUCACCCUACAUCCUCGCAAUGAGACUGGCGAGAAACUGAUUGAAUGUAAUGAAUGUGGGAAAGCAUUUAGCCGUGGCUCACACCUUAUUCAACAUCAGAAAACUCAUACUGGUGAAAAGCCCUUUGAAUGUAAGGAAUGUGGGAAGGCCUUCAGUCGUACUUCACACCUUGUUCAACAUCAGAGAAUUCAUACAGGUGAGAAACCUUAUGACUGUAAGGAGUGUGGAAAGGCCUUUGGUCGUACUUCAGAACUUAUUCUACAUCAGAGACUUCAUACUGGUGUCAAACCCUAUGAAUGUAAAGAAUGUGGAAAGACCUUUAGACAGCAUUCACAACUUAUUCUGCAUCAUAGAACUCAUACAGGUGAGAAACCCUAUGUAUGUAAAGACUGUGGCAAGGCUUUUAUCCGUGGCUCACAACUUACUGUUCAUCGGAGAAUUCAUACAGGUGCUAGACCCUAUCAGUGUAAAGAAUGUGGGAAGGCCUUUAGACAGCAUUCACAACUUACUGUACAUCAGAGAAUUCAUACUGGGGAGAAACCCUACGAAUGUAAGGAAUGUGGCAAGGGCUUUAUUCAUAGCUCAGAAGUUACUCGACAUCAAAGAAUUCAUUCCGGGGAGAAACCCUAUGAAUGUAAAGAAUGCGGGAAGGCCUUUAGACAGCAUGCACAGCUUACACGACAUCAGAGAGUUCAUACGGGUGACAGACCCUAUGAGUGUAAGGACUGUGGGAAGGCCUUUAGUCGUAGUUCAUACCUUAUUCAACAUCAAAGAAUUCAUACAGGUGACAGACCCUACGAAUGUAAGGAAUGUGGGAAAGCCUUUAUUCGUGUUUCACAACUGACUCAUCAUCAGCGAAUUCAUACUUGUGAGAAACCCUAUCAAUGUAGGGAAUGUGGAAUGGCCUUUAUUCGUAGUUCACAGCUUACUGAACAUCAGCGAAUUCAUCCUGGUAUCAAACCUUAUGAAUGUAGAGAAUGUGGGCAGGCCUUCAUUCUUGGCUCACAGCUCAUUGAACACUAUAGAAUUCAUACUGGCUAGAAAGUCUCGAUGUUAGGGAUGUAGGAAAGCCUUCAUGUGGAAUUCAUGCCUGACUCAAUAUUAGAUAAUGCGUAAUGUUAUUAUUGUCAGAGAACUUUCAUUUGUCACCUCCAUUAUGGAACAUCAGGUAACUCAUACCAGAAGAAAAUUCAAUAAACGUGGGAAUUCUUUUUGCCUCACACUCAUUGUUUACUAAGCAUCAGAGAGCUUAUACUGAAAAAAAAUUAAUACGAAUAUAGAAAAGCCUCCUAUUACCACUCAAAAUAUGUUAAACUUCUGAAAAUUCCUAAUAGAAAAUGACCCUAUUAAAAUAUUUUGUGACUGUGCCCUUUCGCCAUAUACCUUACAUAACAUUAUCUCACUUCCACCAAUUACUGACUGUAUAACAUUGGGCAAAUUAUGCAAUGUCUGUGUUCCUCAGUUUACUUAUUUUUAGGCAGUGAUAAUUAUAUGUACCUAAUAGAGUUUCUGUGAGGAUUGUCAGAUAUUGUAUAUAAAGCUUAUGUUC